Molecule: messenger RNA, 555 nt
Organism: Fomitiporia mediterranea MF3/22
Lineage: Eukaryota; Fungi; Basidiomycota; Agaricomycetes; Hymenochaetales; Hymenochaetaceae
Exons: 1
Source: RefSeq, a predicted model, not a curated record
CCAUGCAAUAACACUGUUGCUGAGGUAUCCCGGGAAAUUUCAGGACAGUGGAAGACACAGCGAACGGGAAAGCGGCAGGGACGUGUUCCAGGUGUUUCUAGGCGUACAAAUUGGUACCAUCCAUUCCUAUGGGAUGCAAUUGAUCGCAUUGCACCAAAGGUCGACUUCAGUCCCUCAAAAAUUGUUGAGUUCUUGAAGAAAGAGAGUCCGGCACUGUACAAUCGAUUGAAUAAGGGUACAGUCCAGAAAUGGAUUGCACCGUGCGGAACGAAAUGGUCUGAUACAACAAUCCGCAAUGUCCAGAACAAGCGUAUCUUAGGGGGUUCUGGACGUGUUGGUGCUCUUACAAAGUACCCUGAGCUUGUUGAGGAGAUUAAAACGAACUUUCUGGGCUUUCGUGCAAAAGGUUACCCACUGAAUGCAGUAAUUGGCCGUUCUAUGAUGCUUGCCAUCAUUGAAGCUCGCAAUCCGGAUAUCCUCACAUCGAACUUCAAAUGCAGUGAGGUACGUAUCUUAUGUGUCUGUCCCUAUCACAAUAGUGGACAUGUGCCUUGA